AUGGUCAGCUGCUUGACUGAGACCUCCGUAAUCCUGAUGGUUCUCCUCUGCUUCGCCAGUGCCCUGCGUCUCAGAGAGCCCGAAGCCGAUUUGGAUGAUGAGGACAUCGAUUUUGUCGUACCACCACCGCUUCGAUUUCACAAAAGGUUUCCCAUGAUGGGUGAGUUUGGUGAUGGUGCUAUGUGGAGCCCCAUGGGUGAACGAGAAGUUGCAAGACGCUCGGCGCAUUUUGCUUGGCGACCACACUCAAGGUUUGGACGACGAUAA
This is a messenger RNA of Mesocestoides corti, 267 nucleotides long. Lineage: Eukaryota; Metazoa; Platyhelminthes; Cestoda; Cyclophyllidea; Mesocestoididae. The record is from the annotation of a GenBank genome assembly.